Molecule: messenger RNA, 1214 nt
Organism: Spirodela intermedia
Lineage: Eukaryota; Viridiplantae; Streptophyta; Magnoliopsida; Alismatales; Araceae
Source: the annotation of a GenBank genome assembly
AUGAUUCGGUCCGGUAAGGAGGAAGAGGAGGCCGAUCAGGGGCCCCCGUGGAUAAAACCGCUGCUGAAGACGAGCUUCUUCACCCCCUGCCACGUUCACGGCGGCGCCGCCAAGAACGAGUGCAACCUGUACUGCCUGGGCUGCAUGGGCCCUGCCCUCUGCUCCUACUGCCUCCCCUACCACAGAGAUCACCACGUCGUCCAGGUAAGAGCCCUCCUUCCGGAGCCGCCGCCUAUUCUCUCUCUCUCUCUCUCUCUCUCUCUCUCUCUCUCUCUCUCUCUCUCUCUCUCUCUCUCUCUCUCUAUCUAUCUAUCUAUCUAUCUAUCUAUCUAUUUAUCUAUCUAUCUAUCUAUCUAUCUGUCUGUCUGUCUAUCUAUUUAUCUGUCUGUCGGUCUGUCUAUCUAUUUAUCUGUCUGUCGGUCUGUCUAUCUAUCUAUCUAUCUAUCUACCUAUCUCUAUCUUUCUUUCUCUUUAUUGUAGAUAAGGAGGUCGUCGUACCACAACGGGAUUAGGGUUUCGGAGGUAGCAAAGCUCAUCGACGUGUCGGGGGUGCAGACUUACGUCAUCAACAGCGCCAAGAUCGUCUUCCUCAACGAGAGGCCACAGCCGAGGCAGGGAAAGGGGGUCACCUACUCCUGCGAGACCUGCAGCCGCUGCCUCGUCGACGCCUUCCGCUUCUGCUCUCUCGGCUGCAAGGUCUGCGAGCAAUCCUUCAUCGAAGCUACAAACUUUACGCCAAUGUUUAUCCAUUUUUUGCAAAAUUAUGGCGUUUAUUUUCAUACAAAUUUCCUUAUUUUGUUAAAAUAUGAGAAGCAACCACGCCCAUUACCAAUCACUUUCUCUCUCUAAAAUGCUUAUUUGCGUACUCUUUAGAUCCUUGGAAAGGAGAUUGAUUUUCGUUUCUUUUUCUCCAAUCUCAUCAGCUCCGGGGAAUGAAGAGCGACCCGGGGCUGACCUUCUCCCUGCGACCCAGACCCGGCCGGGAAUACUCCAACGAAUGGGAAUCGGACGACUCUUCCGCCGGGAAGAAGCUCAAGAAGGCCUCAGUCUCCUCGCCGGAGGGCGGCGGCACCGCCACCACCAAGAGGCGCUUGCCGGCACCAGGAGAGGACAAGACGGGAGCUGCCGCGAGCAGCAUUUCUCCGACGACUCCUCCGAUAGCCAGCUACCGGACGUCCCGGCGGAAGGGUAUACCCCACAGAGCGCCCUUCUAG